Molecule: messenger RNA, 8323 nt
Organism: Wyeomyia smithii (pitcher-plant mosquito)
Lineage: Eukaryota; Metazoa; Arthropoda; Insecta; Diptera; Culicidae
Gene: form3
Product: inverted formin-2
Exons: 16
Coding region: 1433-6658 (1741 amino acids)
Biological process (GO): cellular component organization
Molecular function (GO): actin binding
Source: RefSeq, a predicted model, not a curated record
UCACUCUUAUUAGUUCGGUUCGAACCGUCUGCGCGAUCGGAGUAAAUCGAAUACAUUUGCGCGCUCUGUGAGCUGUGAGCUGAGAGCCCCGUGGUGACAAUAUUCGCUUUCGUUUCGUCCCAUUCCAGGCAUUCCACAAGAAGAACAAACGAACUGAAGGAAAGACCCAUCGCGAGGUGAACAGACAGUGUUUGUGUUUUUUUGUUUCUACGUACGGUUAGCUUGCUUGUGACUUACUGCAGCGAUAGACCACCGAUCACCGUCAUCGUCAUCAGCAGUGAUCACCCGGUUGGUGGUCAAACGAUCGGUGGUGGGCCCUUCGUGCUUAGAUUUGAAGACUGAAGCUCGGGAGCAUUGUCUAUCGAUCGGUAGUGCAAUCGCGACGCGAACCAAACUGUGGAUUACUUAACAAAUAAAAGUGCAGCAUUAAUUGAAUGAUUUUUGACCGUCGAAUUGCCGCCGCCGCCGGCGAAGAGAAAGAGUGAAAAAAAAGAAAAAAUACGGGCGCGGAACAAUACUCAGGCUCGGGCGACGACACACGGUCAACAUGUGGCUAACCGCGCUUAGCCCGGGAAACCCACGAUAUGCCCACCGUCCGCGUCCGCACAGGCAUGAUUGCGUGAUUGGCCCACGCCCCUCAGCGACCGAAAAUAAACUCAACUCGGGUCUACUCCUGUGAAAGGAAUGCGCACAAAUACACAAGAACGAAUCCUUCGGCAUUCGAAGUUUGUUUUGCUUAAUUGUUAUUUGUCUUCUGUCACUUGAUUUGUUUGAUUAAUUUUUUGUUCUUACUUUGGUGUUUAAUUAAGAAUUAUCGUCUUAAAUUAGGAAGGAGUGCGUGCGUUAAAAACGAAACGAAAGGAAGAAUACUAAUCGAAACGGAAAAUAAAAGUGCAGAGUGGUUCGAAGUUUGCGAAGUUUUUAUCUGAUGAAAUCACGACCGGGUAACGACGUUAUCGGUGAUUGUGUAAAUUUUGUCGUCAGGACUGACUAUCGUUGAUCGUUCAUUGGGUUCAGUGCGACGUGUUUGGAUGUAAAACGGUACACAUUUAGACGCAUCACACCCACUUCACAUGCGUGGAAUCAACCAUUGAAGUAAAGCACCGGUGAGUGAACGUUUUACCCCAUUGGCUUGAUGCUUUACAAGCCAGAACGACACGGACAGCGUGAGCCCUAUAAAAGCUGAGUUGAAUUACAGAAGUGAACCGUAAGUGCAUAUGGUAGCGGUGAAUGAAACAACACAAAAAAAGCCUUACAUCAAUGAAGCGAGAAGGAGGGACUAUUAUAGGGCAUAAUCUGUAAUACUGGGCAACCCGAGCUGGGACAGCGGCUGUGAGGAAACAGAUUCACUUUCUCCCCGGUUUACACGGACGGUGUGGACGGUUUCGGAUUUCUGGAAAGUGAACGCGCUCUGCAAAGAUCUGCCACCAGGAUGACGAACGAUAGCAACAACAGUAGCAGCUGCGGUGGGAAGGCCGGCAGCAAAAUGGACUCACGCAUCGGGCUGGAGUACAUCGUGGAGAACCACGACUACGUCACCAAGCUGGGCCUAGCCCUAGAUACCAGCAAUGCGACGGUGAAGAAGCAGGUUUUUGAACUGCUGUCAGCACUGUGCGCCUACAGCUCGAGCGGUUACAAGCGGACCAUCGAAACGCUGGAACACUACAAGAACAUCAAAGGCGAACGCUAUCGGCUCAAUAUAGUUGUGGUGGAGUUAGACAAAACAACUUCGGUCGAGUAUCAGAUUGCGUUACUGGCGUUCAUAAAUUGUGUCAUUAUAUCGGCUGCCACGCUGCAGGAUCGGAUACGAAUGCGAAAUGAAUUUAUAGGUUUAAAUUUAUUGCCAGUAUUAAACAAUCUCAGGCGUAAUGCCAGAAACGUGCCGGACAUCGGAGUGCAGAUCGACGUGUUCGACGAGCAGCGAGAAUGCGACGAGUCACAGAGCCUGCAGGGGCCCGACGGAAUAAAUUUAAAUUCGCAUCUUGAUGUCUUCUAUGCGAUACUGCGACAGGUCGCCGGCACCCCGCAAGAAAUACCGUUUCUCAGCAUACUGCAGCACCUGCUACAGAUCGACCCGAAGGAGCCGAUCAGCGACAUCAUCUGGGACACCGCCGAAACGCUGGUGCACCGUGCGACCCUGCUAGAAAAUAAGGACGCUUCCGUACGUCUGCUGCGUGCGCCCAGCAUACAGAAGUUCGCUUGCCCCCACUGUCGGAGCGAUAUCACUAGUCCAACCCGAAGGCAAUCGGUGGGCCCCCAGGCGUCGGGACCAAACAACAUUAGCUCCAUUCACUCGUCACCAUCAUCCUUCCCAGUAGCUCAGGCACCCCCUCCUCCACCUCCACCUCCCAACUUGGCACCCCCACCGCCUCCUCCCCCUCCCUGUGUUCCUCCUCCUCCACCACCACCCAUGGCCGGUGGCCCGUCAGCUCGUGGUGGCCCUCCAAUUCCACCUGCACCCCCUGCUCCUCCCGCGCCAAACUUGCUGUCGGUGAAAGCAAACGAACUGAACAGACCAAAAACGCCGGAAGCUCAAAUCGAAGUGAUCAAACCGCUGCCCCAGCAGGAAACUCCAGUUCCACGCUCCAAAAUGAAAACCAUCAACUGGAACAAAAUUCCUCCGCAGAAAGUGUUCGGCAAGCCAAACAUCUGGUCCAUCGUGGCGGACUCCCACCAGGACAGUCCCAUGGCCGACCUGAACUGGGACGAAAUGGAGGGCCUAUUCUGCCUGCAGCAGGCUCAAGGCUCACCCAAACUUGGUCGCGAUGGCACAGCUAGCGGAUGCGAUACCCUUGAGCGGAAGUCCCGCAAAGAGAAUGAAAUCACACUGCUCGACGGUAAGCGUAGCUUGAAUGUGAACAUUUUCCUCAAACAGUUCCGCACCUCGAACGAGGACAUCAUUCAGCUGAUACGGAACGGAGAGCACGAGGAUAUCGGGGCGGAGAAGCUACGCGGCCUGCUGAAGAUUCUACCCGAGGUGGACGAACUGGAAAUGCUCAAGUCAUUCGACGGUGACAAUAAUAGGCUAGGGAAUGCGGAGAAGUUUCUGCUGCAGCUGAUUCAAGUGCCUAACUACAAGUUACGAAUCGAAAGUAUGUUACUGAAGGAAGAGUUUAAGGCGAACCUAAUUUACCUGGAACCAAAUAUCAACGCAAUGCUUUACGCGGGUGAAGAUCUGAUGAACAAUAAGGCCUUACAGGAGGUCCUGUACAUGGUGGUGGUGGCUGGCAAUUUCCUCAACUCGGGUGGAUAUGCCGGAAAUGCGGCAGGUGUGAAGUUGUCUUCGCUGCAGAAACUGACGGACAUCCGGGCCAAUAAACCAGGUAUGAAUUUGAUACACUUUGUGGCCCUGCAGGCCGAGAAGAAGAACAUUGCACUGCUGGAGUUUCCCGGCCAAAUGUCCACGCUGGAAAAUGCGACUAAGACGACCGUUGAGCAGAUUAGCAACGAGAUCAACGCCAUCGAUAGUCGAAUCAAGAAGAUCAAACGACAGAUCGAACUGCCGAAGACCGAGGAGGAUAUCAAGUAUCAGAUGGGGGAGUUUAUCACCGCCGCCGAAAGGGAUAUCGUGAUGCUGCAGCGAGCUCUGAAAGAGCUGGAAGCCAUGCGAGUACAGUUGGCUGACUUUUUCUGCGAAGACGUGGGGACGUUCAAAAUGGAGGAGUGCUUCAAGAUUUUCCAUAACUUCUGCGACCGGUUCCAACAUGCGGUAAAGGAUAACGAGAAACGUCGGGUUCAGGAAGAGCAGGCGAUAUUACGACGGAAGCAGCGAGAAGAGCAGCUAGCACUGAAACGAAGGCAAUCAAAUCAACCCGGAACUCCAGUAUCCGAUUCGGAGAAUAGUCUUCUACUCGAUCCGUUGCAAUAUGACAUGCGAUAUAGUCCUGCGAUGUCAAGGAGACGAAUCGGAUCGUUUGCCAGCAACGGAGAGCCGGUGUUUCUGCGGGAAGAUUGUCCUUCUCCGGAUAUCACUCCAAAUGGAAGUCUCCGGAGGAGACGAAGUCGAGUGCUCUCGGAGGAGGAUGAAGGUAAUCUCAUGGACUUCCUGCGCUCGUCUGGCCAUGAAAGUGGCAGUCGAGAGCGGAAGUCCGUAUCGUACGGUGGCAGUCUUGACCGAUCCUGGGCUCGCCGAGCUCGAUCAGGAAGUGGUAGCAAGAAACGUCCGGAUCUUUUGAACGUGGACUUCGGAAACGAUCGGGAACGACCGAAUUCGCCCUCGCCGCUAGCCGAAUCGAAACCUCUGCCAGUGGAGGAAAAUAAACCGAGAAUUUCCAGGGAGUGGCGACAGAAAAUCGAAUCAUGGCUACAGGCGAACGAGGCGGACGAGAAGCAGAACGAAGACUACAAGAAAAAGAGGAAACUGUUGGCUGUCAACCGUCGAUCAUAUGAGACUGACAACGAGAGCGAUCGCGGCAGCAAGCUGGACCCCCUGCCCGAAGAGAAGCAACCGGCGCAAACGUCUCCGGAGAGUGCCCUCGAUCAGUUACCAACGACUUACAAGCGUGUUUAUCCCGACUGGAAACCGUCCAGUGCUCUCGAGAAGACUGACGUUAUGGGAACCAUGGAAGUUAUUGCCGGUGCUAUUCCAUCGACCCAAGACAAAUCGGCAUUGCGUAAAUCUAGCCUCAAUAGUCCGGAAGACAUAGACGCCCGGCGGUAUCGAAGACAACGGUCGCGAGAAGGUGCCCCACCGAGCUCAAGUCUGCAGUCCAUCCUGGAGGAAGACAAGCGCAAAUCCGUGAUCCAAUCAUUGGGUGAACGAACGCCCUCCGAUCGGUUGCAAAUCUACAUCCGACGAGGAUCGGACAAUACAUCACAACCGGAGAGUACAGUGACUUCCCCGAAGUCUACAGCCGGCAACGGCGAUGAAAACAAGCAAUCUAUCUACAUUCGCCAGUCACACGGAACCGACUACGGCAAGUCCAAGCCCGUCGAAACGAAAUCGAAAACCGAAAAGCAAUCCAUUUACAUCCGGCCAAACGACAACACCUCAUCAACCAUUUCGUCGAUCAAUUCGUCCUGCACCAGCACCAGUGAUAACCAGUUACCGAUAGAAAUACCAUCCGUAGCACCUCCACCAAGAAGGGCACGCCGAACGCACCACAUCUACGACGAGAAAACGAACAACAAAAUAGAAAUCGACUCGGACAACAUCGAAACACCGCCAUCCAUCCGGAAAAACUUCAAUCGGGAUCAUCAAACUCCCAUCAUUAGCAGCUCUUGCAGGAAGCUUCAUCAGGCCCCAGAAAGCGCCAACGAAUCGGAAGCGAAGAUUGCUCUUAAUAAUCUCACCGAACCAGAGCCCCUGGGUGAUGGUCAGUUCGAUCGGUUCUCGUCGACACGCAGAACGCGACGGUUCAAGCGACCCGUCGAUCUGAGCAGCGGCAACGAAACUACCUCGCCGGAGUCUCUUCCGGAUAACCCACUUUCGCUGGAAUCUAUUCGAAGUCCCGUGGUAGCCGCUGUAGCGGAGAUCGAGUCGACCGAGAAGCAGAAAGAACUCCGGCUGAAACGUUGGCAGGAUAAGCUGAACAGUUCGGGUGGAACUGACGAGCGGAGUAAACCAUCCGUGGUUUCCGGUAAGCUUACGCGAGCCGGGCGGAACAUGAGCAGAAUCAGCCAGGAAGACGUACGUCAGGCUAUUCGCAGUCUCAAAUCUCCCACACCCGAAAGAAGCUGGAGUCCAUCGAAGGAGAUAUCACGUGAGGCGCCCGGCACGGUGAAGAUUAUAAGCCAUGAGUUGAACGACGAAGGCUUCGAAGAGACGCAGAGUUUAGUUUCCGAUACACCGUCCCAUGGUAAGGAUAGUACUUCCUCGUGCAAUGAUUACGGAUCGGAUUCCAAAACGAAAACGAUCAAACCUCUUAGCGGUGCAACUGACGGUAGUCCGAAGAAGUCUCUAAACAGAGGAAGCCCCAAUCUUCCCAGUCUGUUGAUGAGCAAGAACCAAUCUGCCUUGGAGCGUAGCAAAUCCCUGAGGGGAACUCCGCCCUCUCUAGUCAAUAAGAACCUGUUACCACGUCGAACGAAUUCGAUGAGGAAAUCCGAAUCGCCUCUGACCGGCACAAACGUCGCCAAAAGUCAGCUCGAUGUCGAGCGGAGUAACUCACGAACGAGUUUGCGAUCGUCCCGCUCUUCGCUGAGCAGUGCGGUCUCGACAAAAACAGUCAAAAAGGUGCCAUUACGUCCAAAGUCAUCACCCCUCACCACGUCCAGUGUUCCGGCUGGUCCCAGUGCUGUACCAUCGUCCCUUUCGGCCCACAGUUCUCCUUCCAAGAGACCUCUGAGUGCUGGUAGCACCCGAACGACUCUUUCCGGAACGCCAGCAAGCCGCAGCAGCUCCAGCGGUUCCAGUAUAGGGCCUACUUCAGCAACGAUGGUCGCCGCCAGGAAACCUCCACUGAAAUCCGCCGGUUCCAGUUCGCUUGGACCCAGUACUAGCUUUAAAGAAAACCAAAAUCAAAACACAAUCCGCAGCAGACUGCAGAAUAAGGCAUCCAGCAACACCAGCAUCGCCAAUUCGGCCGGCGGUGCCUCCUCCGGUUCGAGUGGCUCGGCCCGUGUCAACUCUGCACGGAGUACCACCAGUGUGUCCUCUCGUACCGGUGGAUUCAUGCGCCCAACCACGGCCAGUGCCACCAAGGUGAAGGGAAAAUAGGAGAAUCCGGAAAGCUUACAAUCCAAGCUCUAUUUGCAAAUGUUAGGAUUUUAGUGGAAGUGACACAACUUUGCAUACUUGAAAUUUAAAGAAAAAUGCUGAAGGUUUUUUUAGAAUUGAAAUACGCAAAGUAAAAAGUGCUAGACUCGAAAUUCCACACUUUCUUUCUUAAUUCACUUGCUUCGGUUGAAAAUGAUUGUUACGCAUUUUGCCAGAGCCUACUUUUCGACAGCGAUAGUCACACAAUUCCGGGGUAACUCGGAACUGAAAUUUCCGUCCACAAACAGUCCAGUUGAAGCACAGUAGUAAAAAAAGUAAACAAAAUCACGCACUCAAACAUACUCAGGCUCAGUCCGAGCGAUCAAACCAUUCUUUUUUUUGGUGCAGUUUCCACAAUUUACCUCCAUUUCGAAGGUGUGCUCUACAUACUAUAAAUCGGUCCUCUCUGAAGCGGAGAAUCAAAUUUAAGCUAAGUCAGUUAACGUCAUUCGCGAAUGUUAGUAUUCAUAAGAAUAAGAGCCCUCUCUUCUCCUAAAAAAAAAGGAAAAAGAAAAACAGCAGCACUCGACUAAUGUAUGUUAAACGUGUUAAGCCGCUAAGAGUGAAAUUAAAGGCGACUAUUUAACGGUUAGAAAUAAUUUAUUUACAUAAAAAAAGCUUUUGCUUUCACAGAGCAAUUUAUACGUACGGAAAAACAAAAACUAGGACAAAAGCGUUUUUUGUAGGAAAGUGACGAUCAAAAAAUUCAUUGCCUGUACUGCUGUGCGACAUUCGAAACCUUCGGUGCAAUCUUUUUUAUCUCUCUUUCUCUCUAUUAAGCUUAAUUUAUAAAAAAAAAAAACGAUAAAUCAUAGAAAAAAAUCCCUCUUCUCAACAGUGCUUUCUAAACAUUUCGAAAGCUAUAACACAAUCGUCAGCUGAAGACUUAUAUUAACAUGUAACGAAUUAUUUAACAAUCGGAACAAUUCGAAGCAAAAAUUAAAACGAGGUAAGUUAGUAGUAGGUUGUUUAACAGUGCUACCAAUCAUGUACGUUGUUAGCCGCUAGGAGCAGUUAAAAGUUCGUUGAAAACCCCUUCUUUAAAGCAAAAACUUAGAUAGAUUUGACUGUGUACAAUAUGGGUUAAGACAACUUCACAAAACACGUGCGUAUCGUCCCAAGUAAUAUGAUAAAUCCAUAGAAAAUAGGCCUAAUCAUUCCUUCCAACUAACGACAGGAUUAAAAAUAAAACAACUUUGUUUUUUUUUUCGAAAAAAAUUUUUGGUUUCGGAUCACGUUAUAUAGAAAAACUGUUUUUUGGGUAUAAAUUUAAAACUUUCGGAUAAAUGAUAUUAUUAAAAAUUUACCUGUAUUUAAGAGCAAAAUGUGAAACAAAAAAACACGAUAGAAAAAAAAUGCGAUAUUAGUUAUUGGAUACUAAUCGUUCUAACCCCUUUACAUACAUAUAGUGAAGCAUGUAAACGAAACAUAGCCAAUCAUAACAGCAGACGAGUCGAAUGUUAUUGGAAGUAAGCGAGCAUGUCUAACGGACGAGAACAGGAACAGUUCAAGACCCGUUGAGUAUGGGGCUGAAGAAAAUCAGACACAUAAAUGAGCAAAACAAUGUUCCAAGGAUUGAGAUUGUGUACAUUUUAAAAAGCGGAAUAAAUUUUUUACGACAAUACA